AUGAUCGAGAAUGGUAAAGAGGUUCCUCUACUAGUCGCAGAUUCAGUAGUGAAUAUUGGUGAUAUAGAAAAGGUGACCCGUAGCGGUCAUGUGUUUGGUCCAGUUUUUCCAAAAGAGAUAGAAGAUGUUUCCGCAAGUAAGAAGGUAGAGAUUCCAGUGAUGAAUCUGUCACGCAAGCAUUCUCUCAAAGAAACUUUUCAUUUCGCCUCUAAGAUACUCAUCAUGUCUCAACAAUCCAACCCAUCUUCCUCCAAGAACAUGUCUGAUUCCUCUAGCUCUGAACCAAGCAACCCUAACAAAGAAGAUCAUGUUGCUGACUCUGCGAAUACCUCACAUGCAAGAAGACCUAAAGAAACUGUAUCAGGCUUCUCCUCAGCCAUCGCUCUUGAGGAACGAACCAGAGAAGGUUCCGGGUAUGUUCACAAUGCCAUUGCCACUAUGGUGACUGGAAUACUCUCUAGUAAUCAUAAGGUCCUUGGGGUCUCCAUUCCAUUAAACACUAUUGAACCUGAUAGUGUUGCUUAUCAAGAAAAUAUUGAGUCUUUAGGAAAGAAUAUCUCUGAUGAUGUUGAGCAAACUGAUGAUCAUAAGGAGUCAAAUGUUGACAAACCCUUAGAUAAUGUGGCUGGUGAGGAAGUUCAUGUCACUCAUAAUGUCAGUAACAACCCUAACUGUGAGGCUGAAACAGUAGACCUGGAGGAAUUUUCUGAUAAUGAGUCGUUGUCCUCAGUUCUCCCUAGCAUAGCCAAAAGGGUUAGGACUAAGAGAGAAAAUAAAACAGUGGCUCAAAGGUCCCCCAGAAAGAAGAUUGAUGUUCCAACCUCUUCCAAGACAAAGGUGGCAGUCGAGAGCUCCCUCAAGAGGAAAGUUCAUGGUCCAACCAAAUCUUGGAGCAAAGGGAUGCCCAAGAAAAGGAAGACCAAGUCUGUUAUUGUUGAGUCUGACUCAGAUGUUCCAUGUGAUGUCCCUGACACUCUGUCAAAGAAGAAGCCAACCACAAGCAAGCUUGUAUCUAGUGUCCCUGAGGUACCAAUUGACAACAUAUCUUUUCAUUUUGCUUCAAGUGUAAACAGGUGGAAAUAUGUUUAUCAGAAGAGGUUGGCUUUGGAAAGGGAAUUAGCUCAGAAUGUCCUAGAAUGUAAGGAUAUUAUGGACCUUAUUCAAGAGGCUGGUUUAAUGAAGACUGUGACUCAGUUCUCAAAGUGCUAUAAGAUGUUGGUAAAGGAAUUUGUUGUCAAUUUGUCUGAAGAAUGUGUUGAUGGGAAGUCUAAGGAAUUCAGGAUAGUGUAUGUGAGAGGCAAGAGUGUAAAUUUCUCUCCCUCAGUGAUCAACAAGUAUUUGGGAAGGCCUGAUGUGGCUCAACCUGAGCUUGAGGUGAUUGACAACAAAAUCUGUCAAGUCAUCACUGCUAAUCAAGUCAGGAAGUGGCCUCUCAAAGGAAAAUUGGUGGCCAGCAAACUGGGUGUCAAGUAUGCAAUGCUGCACAAGAUUGGAGCUGCUAACUGGGUGCCCACCAAUCAUAAAUCUACAGUUGCUUUUCCAAACAUCUUAACAGAGAAUGAUUCUGUGAAGAAAAGAGAAAGCCCUAUGUCCUUCAGUUAUAAGUUGUUCCUAGGUACCCAUGUUCCUGAUAUUGUCAUGACAACAGGUGAGACAUCACGUGUAAGCAAUCAACCAGGUAAAGCUGCUGUCAUUGCAAUGCUCAAAGAAACUUGCAGGGAGUUAGAGGCAAGGAAGCUGAACUUGGAAAAAUUGAUUAGCACAUUGGAGAUGACUGAAGGUGAUGUGCUUGGUGAAGCUACUACUGCUGCAGAAGGAGCUGAAAGACAAGGUGAAGAGGGAGAAGCAGAUACCAGUCCUGAUGAUGGCACAAAUGAUGAUGCUGACUCUGAGUCAGAUGACUAG
Lathyrus oleraceus (garden pea) is the source of this 1905-nucleotide messenger RNA. RefSeq lists its product as uncharacterized. The transcript is spliced from 3 exons. The record is from RefSeq and is a predicted model, not a curated record. Bases 1 to 1905 code for a protein of 634 amino acids. NCBI's taxonomy places the organism in Eukaryota, Viridiplantae, Streptophyta, Magnoliopsida, Fabales, Fabaceae.